GAACACCUGCGCCUCACGCAGCACUUUUUAUGUUAAUAAUCUGCCUAAGCUCGGCCCACCCGCACCGACUUCACAUCUCCACACCAUCAGUGAGUCAGUAUGGGACAGCUGAGAAACCGACAGGUCACUGGAUCUCAGAUCUUUUUGGUUUUUUCGGACAUGAGACUUUUGGUCCUCAGCGGGAUGUGCGCGCUCCUUCUGUGCGCCACAGUCCGGACCAGAGAUUGCGGGAGGACGCAGACUUUCCAUCGGAGGAACCAGGAGGAGUCCCGGGACCACAGGCGCACACGGCCAAAGAGGGACACCUCCAAGGCUUCCCACGGUCCUCCCUUCACCUCCUGCCCGCUCCCCCUCAGCCCAGCAGAACAGCAGCUUCUGGAUGACAACACCCACGAGACAGGGUUUAACGGUGAUGAUGGGUCCAGUUUAACACUCACGUGGGUGGGCGACGGCACAGGAGUAAUCUUGAUUUUGUCAACAAUUAGUGCUCCAAUUGCAUCUUUCCUAGAAGGAGGCUCCUCGCGACUGUACAGAAGUACCAACUACGGCAAGUCCUUCCUUGACAUUUCCCACCGGAUCAACAACACCUUCAUAAGGAAGGAGUUCGGAGUUAGCGCCGGACCCGCGAAGUCUCUACAUGUGAUUCUGACAGCAGACACACCAGUGGUGGACAACCCCGGCGGGAUCAUCUUCACCUCCACCGAUGCCGGCGCGACCUUCAAGUCCAGCCGGCUCCCUUUCCACCUGGCUCAGCCAAUCACGUACCACUUCCUCAACCCUAACUACCUCGUCGUCAUCAGCAUUGAUAGCAGCCUGUGGCUUUCGCUGGACUUUGGUGUCAAGUGGACAAACGUUCACGACGGAGUGGAUUCUUUCAUGUGGGGAGCAGGUGUUAAUCUGUUCUUCAGCUACAGUCCAAUAGGACCAGUUGAAGCAGACAGGAGGGGAGAGUUACUGCUGAAGAGGACGGAGGAUCUGGGGAAGACCUUCACCAAAAUCGCUGAGAACAUCUUCUCCUUCGGCUACAUUGGAGGUUUCCUCUUCACCUCCGUUUUGGAAGAUUUGAGAGCUCCUCGUGAAAUUUACGUGUCAUCAGACCAAGGCAACACCUUCAAUCGAGCUUUGCUGCCAUCUGCCUCCACUGAGCAGUUCUACUCCGUCCUAGACGGAGACGAGGACAUGAUCUUCAUGCAUGUGGACAAUCCAGGAGACACCUUCUUUGGAACCAUGUACACAUCAGAUGAUCGCGGUAUCCUGUACUCCAAGUCACUUGAGCGCCACCUGUUUGGUGGGCAGAGAAAGAGCGACUUCACCAACGUUACUUCACUGAGAGGAGUCUACCUCACCAAUAAACUGGAUGAAGAUGGUCAUAUAAGAUCCGUCAUUUCCUUUAACAGAGGAGGGAAGUGGAGACAUUUAAAAAAACCGGAGAAUGUGGACUGUGAGGAGCAAGUCGAGAACUGCAACCUGCAUAUCCACGGAGAACACAGUCGGAACAACCACAUCGUUCCCAUGCUUCCUCUUUCUGAGCCUACUGCCGUCGGUUUGGUUAUCGCCCACGGUAGCGUGGGUGAGUCUCUGUCAUCGUCACAGCACCCAGAUGUCUUCAUUUCCUCAGACGGGGGUUACAACUGGAGGGGGACACUGCGGGGUCCUCACCACUACACCAUAUUGGAUUCUGGAGGUCUCCUUGUGGCUGUGGAAGCCCAUCACGAAGGACAAGUCAAGACUAUCAAGUUCUCCACAGAUGAGGGCCAGUGCUGGAAGUCAUAUAACUUCACUGAGCAGCCGUUCUUCUUUGCAGGCCUGGCGUCUGAGCCGGGCACCAAGGCCAUGAAUAUCAGUGUGUGGGGCUACCGGCCCGAGGCAGAUGGCCAGCCCAUGUGGGUCGCAGUCACCAUUGAUUUUCAGAGCCUCCUCACAAGACAAUGUGAUGCUCAGGACUAUGAAGAGUGGUUGGCUCAUUCUACAGGGGGUGGGCCUUUGGAGAGAGAUGGCUGCAUCCUAGGUUACAAGGAGACGUUCAGGAGGCGUAAGAGACUUUCCUUCUGCAGAAAUGGACGGAGCUACGUGUUGAGCAGGAAACAAAGCCCCUGCCUUUGCACCAGAGAGGAUUAUUUAUGUGACUAUGGCUUCUACCGUCAUGUGAACACAUCAGAGUGCGUGAGAAAACACAACACUGCAAACCAAAGCUUGGACAUCUGUCUGAAUGGAGAGGACGAGGAGAUUCUAACAGAGGGGUACCGUAAGGUCCCAAGUGACAAGUGCGAGGGAGGAUUCAGUCCUCAGCUCACUGUGGAGACAGUCAGACCCUGUGGAGUCAAACCCAGUCCUGACCCACCUGACAACCCGUCAUCCACAGUCACACACUUUGACACACCGCAAGAGCGAUUGGUGCUGAUCCUGGUGUGUGCAGGAGCGGGAUUCAUUGUCCUGGUCGCUGUCAUUUCUGCCGUCAUCGCUGUGAGGAGGGCGGUUUACGGAAAUAGGACACCGGUGUAUCGUUUCUCCAAUCUCCGGAUUCAGGAUGAUAAUGGAUUCGCAGCUGACUUAGAGAGCGCCACAAGCAGCAACGGCACGACCUGCCAUCAGGACUCAGACGAUGACCUCAUUGAAUGACACAUGCAUUUAAACAGAUGGAU
Molecule: messenger RNA, 2642 nt
Organism: Thalassophryne amazonica
Lineage: Eukaryota; Metazoa; Chordata; Actinopteri; Batrachoidiformes; Batrachoididae
Product: sortilin
Exons: 21
Coding region: 100-2619 (839 amino acids)
Biological process (GO): vesicle organization; Golgi to endosome transport; endocytosis
Cellular component (GO): Golgi apparatus; membrane
Molecular function (GO): protein binding
Source: RefSeq, a predicted model, not a curated record